This is a messenger RNA of Eremomyces bilateralis CBS 781.70, 3689 nucleotides long. RefSeq lists its product as uncharacterized. The transcript has 2 exons. Bases 335 to 3298 code for a protein of 987 amino acids. NCBI's taxonomy places the organism in Eukaryota, Fungi, Ascomycota, Dothideomycetes, Eremomycetales, Eremomycetaceae. The record is from RefSeq and is a predicted model, not a curated record.
AGGAUUAUUCCAUGCCAUAACCGACAAACGCCAAACUUCAUGCGUUGGUGAUUCGUAUUCUAUUCCUGACCCGAUCACUGCCUAGCACAUCCGACGCUCAUUCGCUGUUGCAACAUCCAUAUCACGCUUCCAUCGUGGCAAAAUGCCGUCUCACAUCUUCUGGACAUGACUGCUGAUAUAGGGCGCCACUUCAACCCCUCCAAGACACUCCAUAUCCGUUCGGGGGCCUCCUAACACACCAUAUUCCGUGUUCUCCAACCGUGCAAAUCUUCUGGCACCGUCUUUAUCGGUCACACUCCUUCCUUCAAGAGAGAUCUGGCUGGGUGUUGGCAUAAUGGCACACAAUACGAGGUACAAAUCCACGGUCUUUGUUGAGGACUUGGUCCGCAUACCAGCAGAUCCGCGCUCGCUGGGUCAAGUCGAAUCUACCCAUACCGAAAUCGAUUCACAUCAACCACAUCCCCUACGACAUGGCGAGGAAAUUACACGGCACUCUUCAGUCUCCUCCGAUGACCUCAACGAGUUCUUCCGAUCCGGAAUACCCCCACCCGAGACGGUUCUCGUGCACUGGCAUUUAUGUUCAUCAGACGAUCUUUCUCUCGGCUUCAUGCUGAUGAAGGAGCCGGGGUUGGAAGUUGUCGACCGAUUACAUGUGCUGACCGAUCCGGUCCUAAGAGAUGUUAAUGACCAGAUGGCCGGAGUCAUCCUUGGAAAGCGGAGUACCGCCUCACUUGCACCUGUCGCAAGCGAAGUGAACGGGACGAUCCAGUUUCUCCAACAUCGGGAAGGCCCGAUCGACCUAACACAAUCCAACGUACUGCAUGGGAUCCCGGCAGAGGAACUUGUCAUCGCUGAAGAUUACAAGCCCAAGAAUAUCGUCCUGUACAAGGGAUGGGUCGGACGCAUAGUCGACAUGUAUGAAACCGUAUACGUGGGCCUGUCAGAUGGAAGCGUCGUGGAGCCGAAGGAUCUAGACAGUGUCCAACACGUACAUCCUGCGCUGCAUUCCGACGAAACGACGGUCUUUCAAGUCGGUGAUCAUGUCCAGACCAAAAAACACAACCUCCGUCUCGGAACGUGGGUUUUCGGGGCAUACAAUCCCAAUAUUGAGCCCAAAGGAUUCGUGUACAAGGUUCAAACCAAGGCCCUCCUGGUGGAUUGGCACCGCAGCAGCAAAGAUAUGAGUCAAUCAAGCGUCCAAGCCCCUCCCGAGGAAUUGGAUUCGGAGCUCGUGGUGAAUGGUGACGCAAUCAUCUACGAUCCUUCACGUCUUCCAUCGUCGGUUUCGGGCUCAGAAUUUCGGAGCGAGAAAGAUGACCUUCCAUACGGUACCUUUGUCAGAUUCCGGGACCUGCCAGCAGCUUCCGCAAAAUAUUCAGAUCCGGAUGACCUCGUCUCACCGGGCAAAAAGAGAGGCGUAUUGCAGAAAGUAUCCCGAGAAGCGGCAAAGGGGUUCGAUCUGAACUGUUUCGAGAUCAUCGAAACUCAGACGGAAUGCACGGUUCUCUGGCAGGACAACACGGUAACGCGGGAGCCAGCAAAAUCGCUUAUCCCCCAACGACAUCUGUUGGACAUGGCCGUGUACGCACCUGGUGAUGUGGUCAUGACCCGCGAACUGCUCGGUGGAGAGGAAGACUGGAUCAAAAAGCCAGCAAAGGUGGGUCUCCUCCAGUCCGUGAACUCCGCGCAGCGAACGGCCAUGGUCCGUUGGUUCUCCGAGGUGGACGUGCGAUACAUGGAGUAUGAGAGCAAGGAGCACGGCGUCGCUGAAAAGCAAUCGACCCUGCUACCGAACCCGCAGCUCGGCCCGCUCAAUCCUCAAGCGGAAGAGAUCACUAUCUACGACAUCGAUGGCAUGGAUGCUCUGAUGCGACAUCCCGGAGACUUCGUCUGUAUCGAGUCGAGGAUGGGUGGAGGUGGUGGUCAGAAGCGGCACCCGAAGGACUGGUUUGGAGAAGUGGUCAACCUUGGCUUAGAAGAUGGGCUAGUGAGUGUUAGGCUGAGUGCCUUGGAAGAGGUGGUUGAUGUGAAGGUCCCGCUGGACGAUACCACGAUUGUCUUCGGGCUUGAGGACCGGUUCAGCGAGUUUGACGAGGAAAGUGAUGAUGACGACCUAAUGAGCCAACCUAUUAGCGACGACCUGUCCGAUCAAUCGGAGCUAGCGUGGCCUUCGCUCCUUGGGUCUAGAAGGGAAAUUUUGGAGGAGUUGGACCACUCCAUGGACUCGGAUGGAUGGGAGACUGAGGACGAAUCUUUUGAUGGAGACGACGAUGAGGGAAUCGUAUCAUCCACGGAUGACAACCCAGACCCUGACACCUCGAUGACGGAUGCCGAUGGUCAAUUGCCUGAGACACCAGCUGUUGAUUACGCGACUACCGAACCGGCACUCUCUGCGGACCUUCCAUCAACAACAGACAUUCCUCCACUCCCAGGUGCUGAUCAGCCUUCUCCGAUUCCUCAAUUCGAUAUCAUAGACGGCCCUCUCAGAGAUCAUGCCUUUCAAUCCGAGCCACCCACGAUCAACAGCACGUUCCUCCGCAGAGUCAAAAAAGAGAACGACAUCCUCCGAAAGUCCCUUCCUCCUGGUAUCUACAUCCGCUCCUCGUCAUCCCGCCUCGACUUCUACCGCGCUCUAAUCAUCGGACCACCCGGAACCCCGUAUGAGCAGGCACCAUUUAUGGUCGAUCUAUACCUUCAACCCGACUUCCCCACGCUCCCUCCCAAAGCAUUUUUCCACUCCUGGAAUACCAAAGGCGAAGGCGCAAUCAACCCGAAUCUCUACGAGGACGGCACCAUUUGCCUGAGUCUCCUCGGUACCUGGACCUCCGGCUCGAACACCGAAUCCUGGAACGGGGCCAAGAGCACCAUCCUCCAGCUCCUCGUGAGCAUCCAAGCUCUGAUUCUGGUGCGCGAGCCGUACUUUAACGAAGCUGGCUACGAGGCGCGUGUCAACUUGGAAGACUCGGUACAUCCGAGCCGCUAUUACAGUGAGCGGACAUAUUUCCGAUCGCGGGACUUCAUCUCGUAUGCGCUAGAGUAUGACAUGCGGGAGUUCGGGGAUAUCAUCCACUGGCUCUAUCUAAGCCGAACGGACGGGGCACCGAGAUUGUUGGACGUCGCCAUUAACGACGCGAAACGUGUGCUCAAAGACUGUGGGCCAGAGCCCAAUGCAGCGUUGAGCAAUGGAAGCACCGAGAGCAGCCCGAAGUUGGCGUUGGACGUGCUCACCAACGGAGCACGGACGAUCUUGGAACGGAAAGUGGCCGCGCUGGAGAAGUUGCGAGAUACCAAGGCCUGAAGGGGCGGUUCUAGGUUAAUGGGCAGCUCGAUUAUGUUCGGAAUGCCGUUUUCGGCAUUCUCGAACUCACAGGGUGACUGCACAAGAUGCAAAGCAUCAGGGAAGGAGUGCAAGCCAUAUGCUUAGAAUCCAAUAAAAACACUUGCAAACACCUCGCUUGCCGCUCCUCGUGAUUCCCAUCCCCCAUCGGGCUUCUCAAUCCACUUUCUUCCAUAUGCUCAAGUAAUCCGUUCCUUGACCAAGUUUGAAAGUUCGAUCCGGUUGCCAGUGCUCUGUUCGCUCAAGCGGCGAUACUUCCCCUGAUCCCAGCUUCUUCACCUCGUCUUCAUCCGGCUUUCUAUCUUCACCGUAUGGGAUGUCUAACCCGGGAUGCCCAAGAUGUGCGGCGUAU